AUGGCGAACGCACCCCCAGCUCCACCUGCCCCGCCGGCUCCUCCGGCACCACCUUCUCCGCCUGCUCCUCCCGCACCUCCUGCUCCGCCGUCGCCUCCCGUGCCCCCUUUCCCUUACCCCUUCGAACUUGUGAACGGCGAAGAGGAGCUUGUUGGGCAGAUGGAGCCUGACGCGUCUUCAACCGAUGACGAGGGGAGUGACGGCGCCGCAGCGACCG
Messenger RNA from Closterium sp. Naga37s-1, 217 nucleotides. Lineage: Eukaryota; Viridiplantae; Streptophyta; Zygnematophyceae; Desmidiales; Closteriaceae. The record is from the annotation of a GenBank genome assembly.